AAUUUCGUAAUUUUGAAUCCAGUUUUACAAUAACUUCAAGUACAAUAAGCAAUAAUAGUCAAGAACCUGAAUUUACAACAUCCUCAAGUACAACGAGUGAUAGUGAUCAAUCAAUAUCAUAA
Messenger RNA from Funneliformis caledonium, 122 nucleotides. NCBI's taxonomy places the organism in Eukaryota, Fungi, Glomeromycota, Glomeromycetes, Glomerales, Glomeraceae. The record is from the annotation of a GenBank genome assembly.